This is a messenger RNA of Cajanus cajan (pigeon pea), 2128 nucleotides long. RefSeq names its product glucose-6-phosphate isomerase, putative (DUF641) (gene GIL1). Gene Ontology annotation, biological process: response to red or far red light; negative gravitropism. NCBI's taxonomy places the organism in Eukaryota, Viridiplantae, Streptophyta, Magnoliopsida, Fabales, Fabaceae. The record is from RefSeq and is a predicted model, not a curated record.
CUCCUCCCAAUCAGGUCCACUUUUUUUCAUUCCAUGCCACCACCCUCUUCCACCACUCACAGCCUUUGCCACCGUCCACCGCCGCACGCCGCCGUAUUACUCCGGCUACAGAAUUUUGGUGUUGAUAUGGUGCGCACCCCCCUCGUGGGUGGUCUGACAGUGUUCACAAAUCCAGCAAGUCACGCUCCCACAGACACACACAGCACGUGUUCCCAAUAUGCAUUGCUAAUUUUCUAUACCAUUAUUGAGUCACUCAACGAGUCACACCGGUCCCACUCACUCACUUGCCACCAUUUCUGAGCUUCACUUCUCUCUCUCUCUCUCACACUCAGUGUCAAACACAACGCAAUGACGAGAAAGGUCUCGAAUUUAUCGGAUCUGAUCCAAAGGGUCACCGCGUCCUGCCUCCUCCACCCCCUGGCGGCGGCCAAGGCGGAGGACGAGUCGCCGUACGAGUCGGAAGACAACAGGUACGAGGAGGAAGAGGAAGAAGAGAACGAUGAGUACGAGGAUGUUGUUGGUGAAGAGAAUGGCGAUGAGUACGAGGAAGAGAGAAUGGUGGGGUUGAAGGCUCUGAAGAUGAAGCAGAUGGAGGCGCUGAUGGAGGAGGUGUUCGAAACGGUGUCGUUCAUGAAGAGGGCCUACGUCAGCCUGCAGGAGGCGCAUUCCCCGUGGGACCCAGACAGGAUGCGGGCUGCUGACGUGGCGGUAGUGGCUGAGCUCAGGAAGCUCGCCGUGCUCAGGGAGAGGUUCCGCCGGAGCGGGGGCGGGGAAGGGAGGAGGAAGGGGAGGAGGAGAGGUGGUGGGGUGGCGUCGGUGAGGGAGGUGGUGGCGCCGUACGAGGCGGUGGUGGAGGAGCUGAAGAAAGAGGUGAAGGUGAAGGAUUUGGAGGUGAAGAAUCUGAGGGAGAAGCUUGAUAGUGCUGCUGUUGCUUUGUCUAGUAAUGCAAGUGGUGAGAGGAAGCCUGGCAGGUCUUUGUCUAAGAGGAAACUCGGAAUUCAAGCAAUUGCAGCAGUACCAACCCCGGAACUCUUUGAAGCAACAAUGGUGCAAGUGAGAGAAGCCACAAAGUCUUUCACAUCUCUGCUGCUGUCUCUCAUGCACAAUGCACAUUGGGACAUAACAGCUGCUGUUCGUUCCAUUGAAGCUGCAACUGCCUCCACUGACAAAUAUCAUCAUACUUCUUCAACCACCUCCAUUGUCUCAGCUCACCAUGCAAAGUAUGCCCUUGAAUCCUACAUAUCCAGGAAAAUCUUCCAAGGGUUCGACCAUGAGACUUUCUACAUGGAUGGCAGCCUCUCCUCCCUCCUCAACCCUGACCAGUUUCGCCGUGAUUGCUUCACUCAGUACCGGGACAUGAAGUCCAUGGAUCCUACCGAGCUUCUUGGAAUCUUGCCAACAUGUCACUUUGGAAAAUUCUGUUCCAAGAAGUACCUUGCCAUUGUCCAUCCCAAGAUGGAGGAGUCCUUGUUUGGGAACUUGGAGCAGCACAGUCAAGUCCAAGGAGGACACCACCCCAGGAGUCAGUUCUACAAUGAAUUUUUAGGGGUGGCCAAGACAGUGUGGUUGCUUCAUUUACUGGCAUUCUCGUUGAACCCUGCACCAAGUCAGUUUGAGGCAAGUCGUGGAGCUGAGUUCCAUCCACAGUAUAUGGACAGUGUAAUAAAAUUUUCAGGUGGGCGAGUGCCGGCUGGUCAGAUUGUAGGGUUUCCAGUUAGCCCUGGAUUUAAGCUUGGGAAUGGGUCUGUUAUAAAGGCUAGAGUUUAUUUGAUAGCCAAAACAUAAGGUUUUACCAAGGGGAAAUUCUUUUUGCACCUCCUUUUUUUUUGUUGCUGCAUCCCUCGUUUUUUCUUUACAUUCCAGAAAUUAGUUUUCUAUUACAAUUUCGAAAACUAAUUUUUAGAAUGUAAGAAAACAAAUGCAGGAGAAGGGGUUGUGGCGAAAAGAGAGGGUGCAAAUAGAAUCACCCUUUACGGGGUCAUGUUUUAAAGGAAUUGAUUUAGUGAUCCAAAUAUUUCCCUAGCAGGAUUGUUGAGCAGUUGAUGUAAUAUGAAAAUCCUUAGGCUAGGUUAUUGAUUUCCAGGUGAUUCAGCUUUAACAGGGGAUAUCUUGACUGGUUAGAGUCUAA